Messenger RNA from Chenopodium quinoa (quinoa), 450 nucleotides. RefSeq lists its product as uncharacterized. The transcript has a single exon. The record is from RefSeq and is a predicted model, not a curated record. The coding region runs from base 1 to 450 and encodes 149 amino acids. NCBI's taxonomy places the organism in Eukaryota, Viridiplantae, Streptophyta, Magnoliopsida, Caryophyllales, Amaranthaceae.
AUGCAGAACAGACUGAGAACCAGGAGUAUGCUAGUGGAUUGGGGCAUUUGCCAGGACAAUACUUGUUUACUGUGUGGUAAUGCUGUUGAGGAUAGGAAGCAUCUGUUUUUUGACUGUGAUUAUAGCAGGAAGUGCAUUAGUGGUAUUAGUGCUUGGUUGAAUAUCCCUGAGUUUCUGUUUAACAUUGAUACCUCCUGGAAAUAUUGGGGAGAGAAGAUGCAGGAUCCUAUUAAAAGGAAGGUCUGCUAUGCUGCUUUGGCUGCUGUGGUGUAUCAGAUCUGGUAUGCAAGAAACAAAGCAUUUUGGUUAAAGGUUAUUAUUCACCCAAGGGCAGUGUGCAGAGUUAUCUGUGCUGAAGUUGUGAAGAGAUGCAGGCAGUUGAUCAAUUGUAAAUGGAAAAGACAGCAUUGUAAAUGGUUGUAUAGCUUACAAGUUUCGUGUUGUAGCUAG